This is a messenger RNA of Olea europaea var. sylvestris, 3286 nucleotides long. Its product is annotated as UBP1-associated protein 2A-like. Lineage: Eukaryota; Viridiplantae; Streptophyta; Magnoliopsida; Lamiales; Oleaceae. The transcript has 2 exons. Bases 91 to 1629 code for a protein of 512 amino acids. The record is from RefSeq and is a predicted model, not a curated record. Gene Ontology annotation, molecular function: RNA binding.
CAUCUUACUCUAUAGGGUCGCGAACUUUUUUCAAACCCUAGUCUCACAAUUUUGAAAGAAACCUGAUUCUGAUUUUAUUCCCGCAUCAACAUGGCCAGAAAGAGAAAAACCCGCACUUCGGAAGCUUCUCACCAACCAGAACCGGUCCAAACCCUUGAACCCGAGCCAGAGUCGGAAACCGAUCAAUCCGAUCCAGCGGAAGCCGUAGAGGAAGAACCAGAAGUAGAAGAGGAGGAACAAGAAGAAGAAGAGCAGACAGAUAACUUAAGUCAUGAGUCCAAAAAUGGCACCGUCUCAGCCGACUUAGAAAAUAAGCCCUCUGACAACGCCAUUUUACAAGCUAAUGGGGAGGGUAAGAACGAGGAAGAGGAAUUGGAGGAAGAUACCCUGGAGAAGCUUCUUGAACCAUUUUCUAAAGACCAACUAAUCCUUUUGAUCAAGGAGGCAGUAGCUAAGCACUCUGAUAUACUUGAGAAUGUGCAGAAAUUGGCAGAUGCGGACCCAACGCAUCGGAAAAUUUUUGUGCACGGACUCGGGUGGGACGCGAAUGAAGAGAUUAUUAAGUCUGUUUUUGGAAAGUAUGGUGAGAUUGAGGACUGUAAGGUGGUUAGUGAUAAGAACUCAGGGAAAUCAAAGGGAUAUGGAUUCAUUCUGUAUAAGCACCGGGAUGGGGCUCGCCGGGCUCUGAAGCAGCCCCAGAAGACCAUAGGGAGCCGGACUGCUUCAUGUCAGUUGGCAUCCACUGGCCCUGUCCAGGCUCCUUCGAGUAUAGCAACUGUUUCAGGUCCGCUCGUGUCAGAUUACACGCAGAGGAAGAUAUAUGUGAGCAAUGUAUCAGCAGAGAUUGAUAUAAAGAAGCUUGUGGAGUUCUUUUCAAAGUUUGGGGAGAUUGAGGAAGGGCCACUGGGGUUGGAUAAGCAGACAGGGAAACCAAGAGGAUUCUGUUUGUUUGUAUACAAGAAUCUCGAAAGUGCGAGGAAAGCAUUGGAGGAGCCACAUAAGAAUUUCGAGGGGCAAAUAUUGCAUUGCCAGAAGGCAAUCGAUGGGCCUAAGCCAACCAAGGGCUACUUCAACCACCACCAGCAUCAGCAGAAGCAACAUCACCAGGGGCAGCAGGGAUAUUACCAUCCUAGCUUGAAAAAGGGGAAGUAUGCCGGGAGCAGUGGAGUGGUGCACACAGGGGGGCACUUGAUGGCACCAAGUGCAGGUCCAGCCAUGCAUUCCAUGGGGUUGAACCCUGCAGUUCCACCUGCGGCUCUUGGGCAGGCUGUGGCUGCUUUAUUGGCCUCACAAGGUGCAGGGUUAGGUAUCGGUAAUUUGCUUGGAGGGAUUGGAUCUGAUGGGAAUCAGCAGGGAGUGCCACCGACAAUGAGUAAUGUGGGUUAUAGAGCUCAGGGCGGUGUUAGUGGGUAUGGAAGUCUGCCUGGGAUGCAAGGAGGAUAUGUUCCUGGUGGCACUAGACCGCAGCAAGGUGGUGCAUCUUACAUGGGUCAUGGCCACUAUAUUCUUCAUAAAAUCAUCAAACUUUUAGUUUUGGAGUCUGGUGAUACUUCUGAAGUUCGCGACCUCAUGCAAAAUGACAUCUUUCGUUGUAGACAAAGUUCUUGUUUCAUAAAGACUAGAAUUUAAAACAUGUAUUUCCUUUAAAUCGAAGUACUUAUGUUGUUGAAUGCUUUUUAAAAUCGUGUCGUAUUUUGGUUCCAAUAACAUCUUUUAGAAAAGGAUCAAAAACCAACAUAUACCCUGCAUACGUCUCUCCAGAAUUUUAAGGUUGUUAAUCUACUAUCUUUUCUACUAUUGAUUUUUACGUUAGUUGUUCUCUUUGCUUUAUUCAAAAUUUUAAGCUUCAUUUUGAUUUUAAAGCACAUGGUGCUUUAUUUAUCAAUGCAAAAAUCCUAUGCAACUAUAUUUGUAAUUGAAGCGGAACGUCAAUUCAAUUGGUCUUCCAGUAGUUUAUUCCAUAGACGAAUAUUUCAUGGUGGAACUAAUUUUCAUUGCAGUAAGAUCUUGUUAACAGUUAUUAUUGCAGGAAUUCUGACAGUGCAGGCAAAGCUUAUGACAUCUUACUGCUGCCGCUCUUUCUUUCAUUAACUAAAAAAUUUCCUUUUGAUUUGUUUAACAUAAUUAUAUUUUGGUUGCAUCUGAGAAAUUCAAUAAGCUAUAGGUUUUUUCAAGUGAAUUUUAGAAUUGGCAUCCACUGAAUUCUGGAAAAUGCUCUUUUACAGCCAAAGGAUUUUUGCUCUAUUUUUUUUCUGAAAUUAGAACUUUCGAAUAUUCCUAGGUAAAGGAAAUUUUCAUAUCAACCGUUUUCAAUGUUGGACUUCAGUUGUUGUCAAAGGUUUUGAUUUCAGCCUGUUGGUGGGCCGAUUACAUUUAGAAUUUUUCUUUUGAAUUGCUUUGCCAAUGCUUUUUCAAAACUUCUUUCAGUCGCCGAUUCAAAUUGAUACUGUGGAAGCAUUUAGUCCUUUUGUCUUUUGGGUGUUGGCAUUGAAAGAUCUGAGGAGCCUAAACAACCAGCUGAUGCUAGAAGGGCUUUUGCAUUAUGCCACUUUCUUGGUUACGAGUCAAUAUGGUCAUAAAGAUUGCACGGAGAAGAAAUUUUAUAUGGUCAGAAGAAAGAUUGGAUUUUGCCGAAGUUGUUGAUGUACAUGCUUUCUGAUCAGUAGUUAGUGUCUUGUAGUAUGGGUAUCAUAUAUGAUAUUGAAUGUGCAAUCUUGGAAUUGAAUGUCUUUGUUUACCUGGAAAUUGCACUAGGCCAUUUUUUUUGGGAUACAAGAGGCUUUAUGGCAAUAAGGAUUGUACCGUGGAGAAACUAUAUGCGGCCAGGGGAAAGAUCGGAUGUUGCCAUAGUUGUUGAUGUACUUGCUCUCUGGUCAGUGGUUAUUGUUUCUUGUACGUGUGAUCAUGGAAUUGGAUGUCGUUUUUGCCUGGAAAUUAUUUGCUCCUUUACGGUGCUGCUUAGAUUGAUUGUCAUUUGGUCAAGUGGCUUGUCAAUACACCCCAAGUCCACUCUGUGCUUUUGCCUCUUUGGUAAAGCCUGGUACCCUAGUAGAGUGGCAGCCUUUUAACUUCUUUUUCUCCCCAUUGAGUCCAGUCUGGUUUGGUUAACGUGCCAAACAUGCCAUUAGCAUUCAUUAGGACACUUUGUUGCUUAUUCAAUAUUUGCUUCUUGGGAUGCUGUGCCAAAAUAUUUUAGCCACAAAUCCCAGUUUGAAAAGUAUUAGAUAUUUGUGUAGUGUCUUACAGAUUGGGAUUACCAUUUAAAGGAUUAUAAUUGUGGAAAUUA